AUGCUUUCCAUCAGAUCCAUCGCGCGCUCUGCGCCUAGAACCCUCACCCGCCUUACGGCCACCUCCCUCAGACAGACCGCCCGCCCGAGCGCAUUCGUCAAGGCCUCAUCAUGGAGCGGCCUUCAGAGCGCAUCCGCCUUUUCCAGCUCUGCCUUCAGAAAUACCACUGCCGGCGAGACCGAUGCUGAGCUGGUCGCCAAGCUCGACAGCGAGAUCCAGUUCGAGGAUGAGGUCAAGCAGAACGAGCAGCUCCCCGCCAGCGUCAAGGACUUCAUUGACAACAGCCCCUUCGAGCUCCACGACACCCCCGGCCAGGAGGAGGUCAAGCUUACCCGCAAGUUUGGCGAGGAGAAGAUCACCGUCACUUUCUCCAUUGCCGACCUCGCCAACUACGACCCCGAGAUCUACGACCAGGACCGCGCCCUCGACGACGAGUACGACCCCUCCGACAUCCAGAACCCCAACAAGGAAUCCGGCGUCCAGGCCGCCGGUGGCGCCCGCUCCGCCAACGCCGAGGAGGAGAUUGAGGAGGAAGACGCCGACCUCGACGAGGCCGCCCCCCCUUGCCGCAUGAGCAUCGUCGUUGAGAAGCCCGGCAAGACCCCCGGCGCCCUCAACAUCGACGCCACCGCCCAGGACGGCGCCAUCACCGUCGAGAACAUGUUCUACUACGAGGACGGCAAGCUGGCCCACGCCGGCUCCGCCGACCUCGCCCACGCCCGCGGCAACGUCUACCCCGGCCCCGCCUUCGGCAGCCUCGACGAGGACCUGCAGAUCCUGAUGGAGCGCUACCUCGAGGAGCGCGGCAUCACCCAGGCCCUGGCCGUCUUCGCCCCCGACUACAUCGACGUCAAGGAGCAGCGCGAGUACCUCCGCUGGUUGAACAACGUCAAGGGCUUCGUCAACGCCUAA
Colletotrichum karsti is the source of this 912-nucleotide messenger RNA. RefSeq lists its product as uncharacterized. Bases 1 to 912 code for a protein of 303 amino acids. The record is from RefSeq and is a predicted model, not a curated record. NCBI's taxonomy places the organism in Eukaryota, Fungi, Ascomycota, Sordariomycetes, Glomerellales, Glomerellaceae. Gene Ontology annotation, cellular component: mitochondrial matrix. Gene Ontology annotation, biological process: cytosolic ribosome assembly. The transcript is spliced from 2 exons.